AUGGAUCUUAACGACUCUUAUUGUAAUAAUUCACCAGAAUCCCAAGAUCUUUUACAAGAUAUGUCUGAUAACAAUAUAGCUAGUUCAAGCACAGGCAUUACUUCCUUUUCUUUAGUUGCUAGAAAUAGAAAACCAUCCAUAGUCACACCAUAUUUUACAAAAAAAACAAAGAAUGAUGUUAAUUCUCCAAUUGUUUCGGAUACCUUACCAUUUUCAACUAUUGAAAGUAAAGCAUUAAUUGCAUUGUUGCACUUUCUUAAUGCCACUCUUGAGUUACCUUUACAUGAAACCAUCAAGCUGAUUGUACAAAACUCUUUUAUUUUAAUGAGAAAUGAUGUUCAAGCCCUUUUUGAGCAAAUUCCUAGAAUGACACCAAUUAAAACAUCAAUUGAAAAAGUGUGUAGAUUUGUGAAGGCUAUUACAUUGUCAUCUACAAUUAUUCAAGAUUUUAAAGAAAUUGGACAAUCAGUUGAUGAAGCAGUAGUUAUGAGGUAUCAUAAUAAUCUUGCUUAUUAUAAGCUUACGCCACAAGAAGAUUUUGAUCUUCAAGUUGUUACUCAAUUUUUACAACCAUUUUAUGAAGUUACUAAAAUACUUUCUAAUAGUAUAUAUAUAACAUUGGAACUUUCUAUUUUUUUAAUGAAUGAUAUUGUUGAUGUUAUUAGAUCAUGUAUACAAGAUUCUUUAAGCCUUUUAUUUCUUAAAACUGCUGCAACACAAAUGUUGAAAAAACUUAAUCAAUAUAUAGUUUAUAUAUACAAUAAAGCAGCUUUUAUAGCUUCAGUUCUUGAUCAUCAAAUCAAACUUGAAUUAAUAUCAAUUAAUAUGAACAUUUCUAAAAAUUAUGACUUUUUUAAUGAUAUUUUUCAAGAUUAUCAGUGCUUGAACUAA
Messenger RNA from Dentiscutata heterogama, 891 nucleotides. The record is from the annotation of a GenBank genome assembly. NCBI's taxonomy places the organism in Eukaryota, Fungi, Glomeromycota, Glomeromycetes, Diversisporales, Gigasporaceae.